Messenger RNA from Hyalella azteca, 3342 nucleotides. RefSeq lists its product as uncharacterized. The transcript is spliced from 5 exons. Lineage: Eukaryota; Metazoa; Arthropoda; Malacostraca; Amphipoda; Hyalellidae. The record is from RefSeq and is a predicted model, not a curated record. Bases 175 to 2220 code for a protein of 681 amino acids.
AAAAUUGUCUUUCAUUUUCUGAUCCCAAGAGCGCUAUUUUGUAUUUCUCUUUAUAAUUUUGUUAUAAAUUACAACAUUCAGUUUAAGUAUUAACUUACCUUCAUUUUGCUCCUCAUAGUUUUGUUCCCAGUUAAUGUUGAAAAUUUCUGUGCUUAGCGCCCACAAUUUUGCUACAUGGAUUCACUAAAGAAUUUGAAAAUAAUUGUUGAUGAUGAAAUUACUUCUUUUCUGCUUAAUGAAUACGAACCACCUGAUCACAUGAAGACUCUUUCCUUAUUUCAAUUGAGAACUUUGACUCAAAAUGAGUUGAAGGGAGCAUCUUGUUUGAAUUUGAAGAGGAAAAAUAAGUUUAUAUGUGAAAUUUUAGAUGAUGUUAUCUGUCAACUCAACAAAAGAAUGUGCACUGGAAAAGAUGUGGGUGAACGGAGUAUUCAGGAUACUGACUGUGAGCAAAGAGAUGUUAGAAGAGAAUUGGAUUCUUUGCAUAAUCUAAACUGCAGGGUGACAAGAUCAAAGAUGGUAAAUUCACAAAAUUUUCCAAAACUUUCUGUUGACUGCACCCAAUCUGGGAAACAGCAUUGUGAAAUCUGGUCAAUGAAUAAAAACCUUAUACAACCACUGAUAAACAAUGAAGUGUCAGUUCCAGCAAGGAAUUUAGGUGUACAAGCAAAGCGCUUCUCAAAUGAUUGUGCUAAGUUUCAGUUGAUGAAAAAAGUACCAGGAAUGGAAGCUACUUCUGAAAACCAAGCAGGUAGCCUAGAUACUGCUACUGUGAAAAAGGCUUCUGGCAGGAAAAAUUUGCCAGAAAUCAAUGAAAUGUGUGAAGAUUAUGAAAUGUGCCAAGGAGCUAAAAAAAUGUCUUCAAAACAAGAAUCGAAUGGACUAAAUUCUAAUAAAAAUAUCAAUUCAAUGAAGUGCAGCAAUAAAUAUGGUCUGUCAGAGAUUAACUCCUCAUCUUCAACAAAUGAUCUAAAUUGCAACCUGUCGAAUAAUGAAUCCCGUUUCCAGAGAGAGAAUGCUCAUGUAAAUACUUCACGCUAUGGCCGGCCACUGAAACAAAGGUUCAAUAUUAGUACAGCUGGAUCAUUAGAAAAAAAUUGUACAAAAUCAUGCCCUGAAAAAAGUCAUGUAUCGCGAUUUGGAAGGCAUCUCAAAAAUGUUGAAUUUUAUCAGGAUACCACCUUUGCUGAAGUAAGAAACAACAAAGGCAAGGGCAAAUCCACUAAUAAAAAAUCUGCAUUAUUAUCCCAUAAUGACAAUGUGACAACUUGCAAUGAUAACCCUAUGCCAUUAGAAAGGAAUUUUAAAGUUACAAGAAGUCAGAAAUCUGAAAAAAAUGAGAUUCCUUCUCACAAUGAAUAUCAGAAAAUUGAUAAUGCAAUGAAAACCCAGAACAGAAAGAGCAGAGGAAAAAGAGUUCCUAAAGGCAAAGAAAAUCAACCAUCAGAUCCUGGUCAAUGCAUCACAAAAAGAAAAUGCCAGAAGAAGCAGCUGCCUGUUGAACAAUGCCAGUCUCAAAAUGCAGUUCCAGAGAAAGUGACAGCUCGAAAGGGAACCCUCAAACAUCUGAAACAACGACACAAACGCCAGCAGUUUUUAAUGCAGCAACAACAGCAACAGGAGGAUAAUGACGCUGAGUUGUUCCUGGACAAUCCACACCUUAAUGCUAACAACAGGUUCAAGAUGAAGAUUCUCCAGACUGACUUGAGUUCUGGUAGCCUCACUGCAGGAGGGCUAACUCCUCAGCAUUCUGUGAACUCCUCAGCAUUGCUGCCGAUGCUUUCACCUAUGACACCAUCAAGUGUGUCUGUUGGAGACAUGUCUUUUGACACGCCUAGGGCACCUGACAACUGGGACUGGCUGAAGAACACUCCUAAUGCCAAAAACCCAACCAGUCCUUAUUAUGGAGGCAAUUUCAAUGUUGUGCACACACCUGUGAUGCCAGAGGCUGAUGAUAUCCACCGGAUCAUCUUUCACCGAGGAAAAAAAAGCAAGAAAAGAGGCACACAAAAACGAGAUGCGCCUGAGGUAUUGCCAGGGAAUUGCUCAAAUGUUGUUGAAGAUGAAACCACCGCAGCUGCCGUUUUGCCUGCACCUUCUAAUGUGAGACACAAGAAGAAAAACUUCAAAUGGCUUCAACUGCCCGAGCUUGAAACUCCUGAGGACACCAACGAUACUGACGAAGAAGACCCAGAUGCAUAUUUCUCCGACGAGUCCUGAGUCAUCGCACCUUGGACAAAAUUACCGCAACCUUAAUAUCAGCAGUGUUAACUUGGCUAUCAGUGGCAUGUUACAUUAAUUUUGGUGAACUCCACAGAUAAUUCUCAGCGUUAAUUUUUCUGUCAUGAGAAUAAACUUUACUAUCAUUAGGAGUAAUUUUGCUAUCAUCUGCGUUAACUUUCCUAUGAUUUGAGUUAACUUUAGCAUCAUCAGCCUUAAUUAACUGCGCCAUCACUAGCAUUUACUUUGCUUUCUUUAGUAUUACCUUCAGUCAUAAAGUGUAUGGAUUAGUCGCACAUGGUUAAUUUUUUAUGUUAUGAUAUGCUAAUAAACUAUCUGCUGAAGUAAUACUAAACCAAAAUUUGUUGCACUUUUUCUAACAUAGACCGUAAUUUCUGCAUCUGGGCUCUUGAUUCAGUUUUGGUGUGAGAUUUUUCUUGUAGUGCGUCAAUGUAGUGCAUUUUAGUUGCAUUGCUUUUAAGAGAAAAGAAACGAAUUUUAAUUUUGUGAGGAAAAUUCUCAUUUUGUUGAAAAUUUUGCUGCAGGUCUUGUAUAGCAUCAGUGUUCCAUGUUCACUGUAUAUCUAUCAUUGAAAAUUAAAUGCAAAUUAAAGGUUUAAAGGGACACAGUAACACAUAGCCUCGUUGAUUUCGUGUGACUUACUGACGAAAUAAUUGCAAUGGUGAGCUGGACAGAAUCGUAGCAGAUUAUUGUUAUUUUAUGAUUAAAGGAGUACAAUGUGUAUAAAGGUGUGUCUGCAAACCAAUUAAUAUUAGAGAAACAAUUAAGUUACUGCUUCCACUUCAAUGUUCAUAUUCACUUCUGAUUUUAUUGGCUUUUGACGUGUGUAAGUUUUCCACAAUUUGUCCUUGCUUUUUAUGUGCAUAAAGGAUGUUGAUGCUUAACUUGAAAUUUUCUGGUGGUAUUUAUUAAAAUUUUUAUGUAUUCAUUCAUAGUUAUCAGGCGGCAUUGCUUCUGACUCCUAAAAUAUCAAUUAACUGUUUUUUUGGUUACAAAAUUUAACAAUGAUUAGUAUGUGUUUUAUGGACUUGCAAUUGUUUGUAUUCAACUAAAAUUCGUACAGCGCGCUAUCAAGGUUGAGAAUACAUGUUGAAAUUGUUU